Messenger RNA from Prunus mume (Japanese apricot), 4021 nucleotides. Lineage: Eukaryota; Viridiplantae; Streptophyta; Magnoliopsida; Rosales; Rosaceae. The record is from RefSeq and is a predicted model, not a curated record.
AAUAUCCAAUUCCUAUUCGCAUUUCCUACCUAACCGCGGAAAUCAGAUAGUCGAUACACUUUGCAUUUCGUAACUUUCCAUAGCUAUCAGAGCCGUUGAUUUCCGAACACGAUCUGUCCUUCGACGAUGGAAUCGAAGGCAGAUGAUCGCCGGUGCAAGCGCAACGAUGGUCAAAAGUGGCGGUGCAGGGAAACGGCGUCGUCGGGGAAGUCGUACUGUGAAAAGCACUUGGCGCAGCUCAAGAGUAAGACUAAGAAUAAGAACAUUCAGAGAGAAAGAUCCAACGGAGACAGCGAUACCGAUAAUCCUAUGAAGAACUGUGAAAAUCACUCGGCGCAGCUCAAGAAUAAGACUAGGAAUAAGAAAAUUCAGAGAGAAAGAUCAGACGGAGACAGCGGUUCCGAUAAUCCUGUGAAGAAUUGCAAAUUAAAGGAGGAAAAGCCUUACAAGAAGACGGAGCAGCGUGUGAGCUUGAUGUGCCACCAGUGUCAGCGGAACGACAAGAGUGGCGUUGUCCACUGUUCUAAUUGUAAGAUAAAGCGAUUUUGCUUCGAGUGCAUUGAAAGAUGGUACCCUGGGAAGACAAGAGAGGAAAUAGCGAAGAAUUGCCCAUUUUGCUGUCGCAACUGCAACUGCAAAGAUUGCUUGCGCCAGUUUAUUAAGAAACCUUGCAACAUAAAAGUUGAGCCCAGUGUCAAAUUACAGCGGCUGAAGUACUUGCUAUAUAAAGCUUUACCUGUUCUGAGGCAUAUUCAUACUGAGCAGAGCUUUGAACUAGAGAUUGAAGCCAAAAUACGAGGUGCUCAGUUGAGUGAAAUGGACAUAACGAGAACUAAAAUAGAUCAAAGUGAACGUAUGUAUUGCGACAAUUGCUAUACUUCUAUUGUUGAUUUCCACAGAAGCUGCCCCAACCUCCAUUGUUCCUACGAUCUCUGUCUUACUUGUUGCCAAGAGCUAAGGAAAGGCUGCCAACCUGGAGGUAGUGAAGCAGAAACAUCUCACCAACAAUCAGUGGAAAGAGCUCAGAAACAAGUGACUAAAAGCGAGGACAAUACUAAUUUGAAAAGGAAAAGACAUGGCUGGGAGAGCCAAAUUACCCUUGCUGCUGAUGAUUCUAAAACUGAUGUGACUCUUUCUUUUCCUAACUGGAGAGCUAAUCCUGAUGGGAGCAUUCCAUGUCCUCCAAAAGAAUGUGGAGGUUGUGGCAAGGUAAAGCUGGAAUUGAGGCGCAAAUGUAAAGCUAAUUGGGUAACAAAGCUGUUAAAAAGUGCAGAGGAUGUUACUAGUGACUUCAAGAAGCAAGAUGUCGAUAUGUCUCAACAAUGCUCCUGGUGCCAGCCGAAUGAUUCCGAGGAAAAUAAUAACCUACAGUCUGAAGUGAGGCAGGCAGCAGUCAGGAAAAACUGUGAUGAUAACUUCUUAUACUGUCCAAGUGCUGUUGACAUUGCAGAUGAUGAAAUUGAGCAUUUUCAGAGGCAUUGGAUGAAUGGGGAACCUGUGAUAGUCAGAAAUGUUCUUGACAAGACAUCUGGUCUUAGUUGGGAACCUAUGGUCAUGUGGAGGGCUUUUAGAGAAACGGGUGCCAAGGUAAAGUUUAAAGAGGAGACACGAAGUGUGAAGGCCAUUGACUGCUGGGAUUGGUGUGAGGUUGAAAUUAAUAUUCACCAAUUUUUCACGGGCUACUUAGAGGGUCGUGUACAUAAAAGUGGGUGGCCAGAGAUGUUGAAAUUGAAGGAUUGGCCCUCAUCAACUUUAUUUGAGGAGCGACUGCCAAGGCAUUGUGCUGAAUUUAUCGCAGCACUCCCCUACAGUGACUAUACUGAUCCAAAAGAUUCAGGCAUAGGUUGUCUCAAUCUUGCUACAAAACUUCCUGUUGAUUCAUUGAAACCUGAUAUGGGACCGAAAACAUACAUUGCCUAUGGAUUUUCUGAAGAGCUUGGUAGAGGCGAUUCAGUAACAAAGUUACACUGUGAUAUGUCUGAUGCGCUGUUAUCAUGCACGAAGUUGGGUUAUUUAAAAGAUAAAUUUUUAGUGGAUGAGAAUGACAGUUUCCCUCCCAUACAUCAGUCGUGGAAGUUAGAAGGUCAUCAACCUUUGGGUUUAGCAGUAAACGUUCUGACUCACACAACAAGAGUGAAGAUCGCUCCUUGGCAGCAGAAAAAAAUAGAAGGUUUGCGGAGCAAGCAUGAAGCUGAAGACUUGUGUGAACUCUACAAUGAAAGAGAUGACGACAAUGGGAGAGUUAGAGGAAAAUCAUUGAAGAAAACUCACAAACUGCAGAUCAUGAGUGCUGAUUCUGUGGAAUGUACUAAAAAUGAGAACAUUGUGGAGAGUGACCAUCUAAUGCCAAAACAGGAACAGUUGUCAGAUUCCAUGGAUCUAGGUGGUAUUGUCAGACAUGAAGAAACAGAGUAUGUUUCGGAAUCUCCUGAUACUCCAAGUCUUGAUCAUCAGAGGAGUGAACGGAUACAAUCCACCUUGCCUCAUACAAAUGAGGUUGAAGCAGAGCAAGAACAUGUUCAAUGUUCCAGCGACAUGAUGAUUGGGAGGCUUGGUGGGAAAGAUGCUUCAGGGUUUUGUUUCUCAGGCAAUAAUACAGUUGAUGAUAUAAAAAAGUCAAACGUGAGGCAAACAAAGGAUUCUCUUGAAAGUAAUGAUGGGUUAGACGCUGCCCAUGGCGGUGCUGUUUGGGACAUCUUUCGCAACCAGGAUGUUCCCAAGUUAAUAAAGUACUUGGAUAAACACAAGAAAGAGUUUCGCCACAUUAAUAAUCAUCCUGUAGAUUCUGUUGUUCAUCCUAUUCAUGAUCAGACUCUUUACUUGAAUGAGAGACAUAAGAAACAACUAAAGGAGGAGUUCAAUGUGGAGCCUUGGACAUUUACGCAAUACCUUGGUGAGGCAGUUUUUAUUCCCGCAGGAUGUCCUCAUCAAGUGAGAAAUACACAAUCUUGCAUAAAGGUAGCACUUGAUUUUGUAUCUCCUGAGAGUCUUGAAGAAUGUCUUCGAUUGACUGAAGAGUUCCGUUUGCUCCCAAAAAACCAUAGAGCCAAGGAAGACAAAUUGGAGGUGAAAAAGAUGACACUUUAUGCUGUAAGUUCAGCUCUAAGAGAAGCCGAAAGUUUGAUGUCAAAGCUCGAGUGGAGGAUGAGGUUGUACAUUUAUGUUUCUCUAUGCCUGCAUUUUUUCGACGUGUUUACACGUUGUAGGAUGGAGCUGCACGUAAGAGACUAUGUGAAUGAGGGCAUUGGUUUUGCAUACAUUGUUGGCCCACUCCCCACUCCCUAACAGUUUAAGCUUUUGGGGUUUAGUGGUUGCCCAACAUACUAGUAGCCAGACAAUUGUUUGGUUAUGCUGUGUGCCUAUUGAAGUCAAUCUUGAAGGAGUUGCAGCUUUGUGGAGACUUCAUUGACAAUGUUGGAGCUGCUCCAUGAACAACCUUGGUUGUGAAGCCCCCAACAAUCAAUGAAGACAAGAAAAGUUGUUUUCAAUAGCAAAAGUGGAAAGUAUCAGCAGUAGAUAUGAAUGGGAGCAUAUGGUGGCAAUCAAACAGAAAUACAAUGAAAACGUUGUAUGGCAAGCGUGCUGAUAACUUCCCCCGUAUGCUAGGACUUGAACCCAAACCUUGCCUGGGGGAGCAAUUAGUCCAAGCCACUACGCUAGUGAGUCCUUUGUAAACUAUAUCAUCUUUUAACUGGACUGAUUUGUUGUGACUGCUACGUGGCAAGGAACAGUCGACACAAGUUUCUUCUCGAUGGGGGGAUAAUGUACACAUAUCACAUUAAUUUGUUGACUAACAGUAGCUCGACUCUUAAUUGUGCUCUCAUUGCAUAGCCUAUUUUGAUUUGACAAAUAGUUUUUAAUAUCUUAAAAGAUGUAUGUUCUUUUCUUUUGAACUUUUUUUUUUUUUCCAGGCACUAACGAAUGGUAUGGUUUUUCUUGUAGUACAUCCAACCCAUUGAAAAUUGAAGAGGAGUAACCAGUUGGGCAAGAACUACAAAGCUUCUAAUCUACUUUUGUCUGA